AUGGAAAAGGAAGACAUUAUGGAAAGACAAGAACAGAAGCCGGUAAUGAAUAGUGCUCAGUGUGAUAAAUAUAGCGCAGUUGAUUUGAGCUUGGAAGAGGUUGAAGAGGAAAUCCGUCUUGAAAAAAUUCGACAAACAUCACUUAAAUUUUCAUGGGAUUAUUUAUCACAACUUCUACGUCGAAAUCUUAUGGAGAAACGUUUUGUACUCAGUGCUGAUGACAAGGAGGAUUUGAUGCAGGCAGCAGCUGAUAUGAGAAAAUAUAUGCCAUCAGACAGUGACCGUGAUCUAUCUACACAUUUAAGGCAUCUUGCUGAAAGCUUGUCAAGUGAUUUCCAAGCUCAUCCAGGAUAUUACAAGAUUCGAAAUGCAGAUUUUUCACUUGAAAUUACUGUCUCUCUUGACGGGCAACAAAUUACCAGUUGUUCAGUAUCUUGGUUUGGUGAGCGGGCAGUGGAAGCGCAAGCACUUCGGCUUUACGUUUCUCGAAACAGAUGGGAUCUGAUCCACACAGCAUUGACAGCUAUGUUUCAUCUUGUUCCAUCAGAUUUGUCGAGGGACGAGAAGAUAUAUUGUUUGCGAUCACUGGAGUACGCUGAAAAAGAUCUACUGAAUAUGUCUGGAAGUGCUCCAUCAAUUUUUGAACAAAUAAACGGUGGUAUUUUGGGUCUCUGUAAGCCACGAACCGAAUCAACUCCAUUCACCAUUUACCCGUUCGUCGAACCUGUGAUAUUCUUAGAUGCUGCUUCCGGUGGUAUCAUAUCUCCUACCGAUGAACAAGUAUUGUAUGAUGUGGAGCCAUAUCUUCAAUUAUGUGUUGUUUCGAGUUCAACUCCAAACUUCUUCUCCGAUACUACGCUUUUUGCCCAUGGGGAGUGGCGCAAUGCUGUAUCAGGCCGUCAGUUACCGGCAGCAUUUUGUUUGCGAUUUUCAAGACCAAUUAUAUUUUCAUCAGCUGCAAUCAAAAAGCUUUCUAAAAUUGCCUCAGUUCAGUUGAAUGUUGAAGGCUCUUAUAACUUGUAUCAGUAUUUGUUGAAUGAAAAUGAGGAAUGUCAUGAUCUUUUUGUUCGUUUACCAGGCUGUUCGACACAACAUUAUAUUUUUGAUGACUCCAUGAAGUCUUCGCAGGAAGAUGGUAUUUUAAGACAGAUACUAUUUGCUCAUUUGCAAGAUGUGGUUUUUCUUGUGAGUAUCAUUCGAACACAACUGGCUCAUAAUGCCUUCUUCGAGAGUCUUGUGAGAGCGCAUAGUCGUAGUGCAUGUGUUGAUGAAAAUGUUGUUGAUAUUCAUAUUGCAUCUUCGUACAUCGACUGUUUUGAUCUCCAGUUUUAUCUGAAAAAGAAUUUCUUUAUAGCACGUGUCGCUGUAUCACCGUCAAAUAUUAAUGUUUCACUAGAAUGCGUAAUAAAUGGAGCGGUACUUCCCGAAUCACAGCAUGCCACAGCUAUUCUUGCAAAAAGUUGGUCGCUGGCAGUAAUGAUGCGAAGUGUUUUGCGGCGUGGAGGAGCCAUUUCGUUGGCUGCGCUUGAAAAACCAUUUGUGAUGAGCGAAAAUGUUGAUAAUAACUGCGACGUUAAAAUAUCACAAUCUUGGUUGUUUGUUCCAAACAUAACGGACAACAGUAUUAACUACAACAAAACAGAACAUGAAUACGUGGUGGAUGAACGAAUUAGUCUUAAUUGUUCAUGUGAUAGCAACGCUUUAGGAAGGCAAUCACCACUGUCUUUAUUAGCACUUUUUAAAGAGCUUGAAAAGAUAGAAGAACUGAUACCACCUCAGAAACCCAUGAACGGAGCGCAACAAUGUACGGCACCUCCACGUAACGAAAUGCUUGCACCACGUACGAGUCGUAUCCAUUCUGAAAAUACGAUGACGAUCAAUGCCUUCUCUGUCCUGAGCCAAAGACUUCGUCCACAGAUACCGCCGCAAUCGCCGUCUCCAGCAAGCGAACGUUAUCGUGCUUCCCAAGCGGGAAAUUUUUCACAGCUUUCGCCGCUCGAUAUUGCGCGUCAACGUCUUGCGCAGCAAGCGCCGAUGAGCAAUCCUACAGACAUCUUUGAAUUUGAUGAUCCACCUCGUAUGAACUCAGCAGGUUCGAUGGGAACACCAGCUCAACAGUUUCAUUUUCCAGAAGCAGGACAAAGUCCAUAUCCUUUUGCAGCUGUGCAAAGUACUAGAGGUCCAUUGAGUGCUCAGCCGACUCUGAAGCGGCGAGGUCGAGGUCGUAAGGCAGGAAAUGUAGGUGACCGAAUGUUGGAUCCUGCUCGACCAAUUCUUGAUCAGAAUACUGGUUUGAUGUUUCGUGGUAUGAAUAUUCCGACUCGCAAGCCUCGAGGGACUUCGACAGCGAGGCGUCCUCGAAGACCACGUAAAGCUGCUCAUAUGCCUGCGUCUCCUGCACAUUCACAUCAAUUUGCCUUAAAUCGCCCUAUGUUACAACGUUCGUUCUCUGAAAUGCCAGUUUAUCCUUCACAAAUGCCACCUGUCAGCUUGUCGCAAGAAAACCGAUCAGAAGCAUCUGAAUUCGAUGGAACUGAAGAAUCAUCCGAUGAUGAAACUGACCCACCGCCUCCUGUCUGUACUACUGCCUUACCGCAGCCGUCAUCUCAACUUACUGUGAGUAGCAGUGCUCCGGUACCACAGACAACCGUUGUCGGAAAUCUUUCAUCUUCAUCGGCAACUUUACCAAUGGUUAAUAAAUGUUCGUCCUUAACUACCGCUUCAUGUCUUCCAUCCAUUCCAUCCAGCGCUCCAGCAACGGAACUUACACCUCCAACCAGUUCAUCUCCAACAUCAACCAGUAACAGUUCAAUGCAAUCAGCGGCACUCUUAGCCCAUAAAGCGCGCAAAGGAAGUCUGGAAGCUGUUGUAGGAAAGUUACACUGUAAAACAGCACCGGCAAGCAGUAGCAGUUCGACAACAUCAAAUCCGUAUUUGGCCUCCGAUUUAUAUGACGAUGAAUCGGAACCAGUUAGUAAACCGCCUGAGCCAGUUCCUGCUAAGCGUGAUAGUCCAUCAUUAUCAACAUCAUCUCCUGGGGCACGAAUGUCACCAAAUCUGGCAAAGAUGAAUGCAGAACAAUCGGGUUAUGGUUCAGAGUUGAAAAUAAUGAUUAAAUUGAAACAGCAAGCAUCUACGCGACCAUCUACUGGACCAUCGCAAUCUUCAUCGGGUGGUGUGCCACCGUCUAUGCGCUUGGUUGGCCAGCCUCCUUCUUCAUCAAGAUCAAAGGAAGAAAAAGCACUGUUACGACAAAAACAGUUAAAAGAGAAAAAUCGAUCUGCCCCAGAUGAACGUGCUCGGAAGGCGGGUAAAAGAGAGCGUAAGGGUGAACUUAGUAGUAGCAGUAGUAAGAAGCUGAAACUGGAUCGGCCAUUAAGUGAGCAGAAAACAGCGACAAUUUCACCAAAAGUUGAAUUUCCACAGGCACUUGCAUUUGCUAGCCUGAAAAAUUUUAAGAUACCAAAGGUAAUGGAAAAUGAAAAAUGUGAAAGCCCGACGCCAACAACAACAACAACACCAGCUGUAGCUACCCCAUCAUCUUCCGGUGCGCAUUUAAACGUUGGUCAAAGUUUGAGCUCUUCAACGAUGCAAGUAGUUUCUUCAACAUCAUUAUCAGCAGCAACAACAGCAACCACAGUAACGGCUACAUCGUCGUCUUCAUCUGCUGGAACAUCUUCGAUAUUUCCACCUAAACCGAAAUCAAUUCUGAAAUCACCAGCUGAGCCACCACCAUCACUUUUUCGAGGAAUGGGUGGUAUGCCGCCAAUGUUACCCGGCCGACGACCAUUGCUACCCGAUCCACGAAAUGUAAUGCAUCAUCCACCAAGAAAUCAAUUUAGACCGCUGGUAGCUCUACCUCGAAUGAUACCGUCAGUGUUGAGUGGUGCUAAUUUCAUGCCACCACCUUCAUCAUCAGGCCGUUGGAUGGCACUAGCACCACAACGACAACCAUCACCUAGGAGUUCACCAUCUGAGCAGUCUGCUCCUAGUUCCGGUUUGUCCGAAACAGCUACAGCUAUGUCGAAAAUGCAAGACAGUCCGACGGAGGCUCUGAAAAUUGUUGCUGACGAGGAAUAA
Brugia pahangi is the source of this 4080-nucleotide messenger RNA. NCBI's taxonomy places the organism in Eukaryota, Metazoa, Nematoda, Chromadorea, Rhabditida, Onchocercidae. The record is from the annotation of a GenBank genome assembly.